AUGCGCCGUUUUCUCACCGUCUUCCUCGUGGCCAUCAGCCAGGCCCCAUCCUCACUGGCAUAUACCCCGUUAUCCGACGACUCGCUUCGCCAUCUCACACCCAAAUCACACACCACCUCUCCCUCCCAAUCCACGGACUCGGACCCGGCCCCAGACCCAGACUUCGACCCUCUCCACGGCGCCCUCCUCGCACCCAUCCUCCACCCUCGCGUGCCCGACACCCCCGGCCACGCCCGCGUCCAAGAGCACUUCGCCACUUUUAUCCGCACCCACCUGGACCCAUCCUGGACGGUGGAGUGGCACAACACCACCUCCACGACGCCCGCGACCGGCGACCGGGCAGUCCCCUUCCAGAAUCUGGUCCUGCGGCGCGACCCGCCGUGGAUUGCCGCGCGUGGUGCCGACGGGGAAGGGGAAGUGGCUCGGCUGACGCUGGCGGCGCACUAUGAUAGUUUGUACCGGCCGGAGGGGUUUAUUGGAGCGGUCGACAGUGCGGUGCCGUGCGCGCUGUUGUUGUUUGUGGCGCGGGCAGUCGAUGAGGCGUUGACUCGGCGUUGGGAGGUGGAAGGUGAUAGCGGGGGGCUGGAGGAGGAGAAAGGGGUUCAGAUUCUGUUGUUGGACGGGGAAGAGGCUUGGGUGGAGUGGAAUGCGGUGGAUAGUUUGUAUGGAUCGAGGGCGCUAGCUGAGCAGUGGGAGGAUACUCGAUACGAAACUGGGAGUAGUUUCUCCACGCCAUUGGAAGCUAUCAGCCUGUUUGUGCUUCUGGACCUACUGGGCGCACCGGAUCCCAACAUCCCAUCGUACUUCCCCAAGACACACUGGGCGUACCAGCACCUCGCCAAGGCUGAAAGUAGACUGAGGAAGCUAGGCGUUCUUGAGACGCAGCCGAAGCGGCCGUUCCUCGCAGAAACCGAGAAAGACGCAAUGAGGUUCCGGGGAUUUGUAGAGGAUGAUCAUGUGCCAUUUAUGCGCAGAGGGGUGGAUAUUCUACAUCUCAUUCCCUCGCCGUUUCCUUCGGUGUGGCACACUAUGGACGAUGACGGCGCUCAUCUAGAUGUGCCGACUAUUAGGGAUUGGGCCAAGAUCAUGACUGCAUUUGUAGCCGAGUGGAUGGAUUUGGAAGGCUAUAUUAUGGGGAAAACUGCUGGGACCGGUCCUGCAGAAGACACGAUCUUAGACAGGGACGAGUUGUAG
This is a messenger RNA of Dichotomopilus funicola, 1194 nucleotides long. RefSeq lists its product as uncharacterized. The transcript is spliced from 2 exons. The coding region runs from base 1 to 1194 and encodes 397 amino acids. The record is from RefSeq and is a predicted model, not a curated record. NCBI's taxonomy places the organism in Eukaryota, Fungi, Ascomycota, Sordariomycetes, Sordariales, Chaetomiaceae. Gene Ontology annotation, molecular function: glutaminyl-peptide cyclotransferase activity; zinc ion binding.